AUGAUUGAUCGUGGGAUACCGUUCAGACUAUUUCAGCUUCCUGUGUUCUUUUUGGGGCUUUAUGCAUUAAAGAAAGCGACUCCUAUAGCUACUAUUGGCGUACCCGAAGGAAUGCCCUUCGCAUCAGUAAGCACGUUGCAACUCGCAGUCCUUCUGGCGUCGUAUAUUCCGUUUUUGGCUGUGCCUUUAGCUAUGACUAUCGAUGGUACAAGGCGCAUGGCACAGAUUGUAAGCCAUGCACAACGACUGGAAAAAUUACACAAGAGUUCGUAG
This is a messenger RNA of Rhizoctonia solani, 273 nucleotides long. RefSeq names its product transmembrane 97. NCBI's taxonomy places the organism in Eukaryota, Fungi, Basidiomycota, Agaricomycetes, Cantharellales, Ceratobasidiaceae. The record is from RefSeq and is a predicted model, not a curated record. The transcript is spliced from 3 exons. The coding region runs from base 1 to 273 and encodes 90 amino acids.